Linum trigynum is the source of this 1885-nucleotide messenger RNA. The record is from the annotation of a GenBank genome assembly. Lineage: Eukaryota; Viridiplantae; Streptophyta; Magnoliopsida; Malpighiales; Linaceae.
UUGAUUGAAGGUAGGGAGUUGGUGACUUUAGUUGAGGAGCCAACUCACUAUUCUGUACCGGAUUUACUCCGGUAGUGGAGGUUUUGUUCUUAGGGCCUCAAUCUGUCGACUCCGGUGGAGGUUAGUCGCCCGCUAGAGAGUCAGAUUGAGAGGGUCUGAAGACCUUUAGUCGAGACUUCAGGCUGUUUGAGAACCUUCCGCAGUAUAACUGUCAUAGAAACUGAACUUGGUAAUUACAAUCCGGCUUAACUGCAGUCUAGGGGGAACCAUAUCCGGGUGACCUCUUUAACCUGAAUACAACCAGUUUACUUGCUUUGUUUGUUUGGUAGUUUAGACUUGCACUCCAGUUUUAUUGGUAGAUAACAAGAACUCACUGAGUAGUCAGCAAAUCUAGGACCCGGGUUGAUAAUUAAACCUAAACCCGCUAUACUACGCUUUAGGAAGUGGUUACACUUGGCCAAUUCCUGGAGUGACAGUAGAGUCGAGUCAAGUUUUUGGCGCCGUUGCCGGGGACGGCUAGGUUGUUGAAGAAAAGUGAUUUCUGUUAAUUUAGCUUUUCUUUUUACUUUGUUUUCUUUGUCCCACUUGUGCCUUCACGGGUUUGUUGCUUGAGUGUGUGCAGGUAGUGCAUGACCCGUAGCCAGUCGGGAGGUUUACUGCCGUUGAAUCCAGAGAUUGACCGCACCUGUUGCCAGCUCAGGAGACAACAGCGAGCUAGACUGGCUACGGAAGAGCGCAUAGACGGCCACCUGAGCAGCGAUUCUGAAGAAGAGCACGGGAUGGACGGAGACUACAACCAACACCAGGGGAAUCCUCAGCAGGUUCCCCCGGUGAAUCAGGUCCUGGGGAACAACCCCAUACCCCAGGACCAUGGAGUUCAUCAUCCCCCGCAGCCGGGUCCCACAUUGGAGUACUACUACACUCCGCGGAUUGCUGACAUCCGCCCGGUCAUCCUCUACCCGCCGAUCCCGGCAAACAACUUCGAGAUCAAGCCAUGCUGGAUUCAGCUCAUCACAUCUUCUAUCCAGUUCCAUGGCUUGAAGAAUGAGGUGGCCAGGGUGCAUCUUUCCCGUUUUCUGCAGCUGACGAACGGGUUCAAGCUGAAUGGUGUCCCCGAUGAUGCGAUCCGCCUUCAUCUCUUCCCCCAUUCUCUGGCGGGGAAUGCUAAGAGGUGGUUGGAGACCCAGCCCCCAUUUUCCAUCACCUCUUGGGACGAUCUGGCUGACAAGUUCGUGCACAGGUAUUAUCCGGCAUCGAAGACUACAGAGAUUCAGCGGGAGAUCACUCAUUUCCGCCAAGAGCCAGAUGAGUCACUUCGUGAUGCUUGGGAGCGGUACAUGGGAUACUUCUGGCAGUGUCCCCAUCAUGGCUUUAGUGAUGCUUUCACUGUGGGGAACUUCUACAGCGCUCUCUCCCCAGAUAACCAGAGGGUGAUUGAGUCUUUAUGCCCAGGAGGGGAUGUUCUCACUAAGACUCCACCCGAGCUGAACCAGAUGAUUAAUACAUUGGCUGCCAGAGAUCAUUCCUGGGGGCAGAGCAGCAGAGGCAGACAUUCCAGGGACCGUGGUGUGCACGCCAUGGAGACCAGAUCCGGGCUCGAGCAGCAGGUAGCUGAGCUAGUGCAGACAUUGAAGCAGCCCAACAGUCUUAUUCCGGGCAGAGGUUUGGCUACACCUCCAGUUGCUCAGUGUCAGUGGUGUGAGAGCUCCAGUCACCUAGUGGAGGACUGCCAGGCUAUGAGGGAGUCUACCACACCCCAGGAGUAGUUGGCCUUCAUCGCCAAUGCGAGGCGCCUCGAUCCAUACAGUAGCACAUAUAAUGAGGGGUGGCGCCAGCAUCCCAACUUCGCCUGGAGCAGCAACACCACUAAACCACCUGGUUUCCC